Cryptococcus wingfieldii CBS 7118 is the source of this 1122-nucleotide messenger RNA. Its product is annotated as 3-isopropylmalate dehydrogenase. Gene Ontology annotation, cellular component: cytosol. NCBI's taxonomy places the organism in Eukaryota, Fungi, Basidiomycota, Tremellomycetes, Tremellales, Cryptococcaceae. The transcript has 7 exons. The record is from RefSeq and is a predicted model, not a curated record. Gene Ontology annotation, biological process: L-leucine biosynthetic process. Gene Ontology annotation, molecular function: NAD binding; 3-isopropylmalate dehydrogenase activity; magnesium ion binding. Bases 1 to 1122 code for a protein of 373 amino acids.
AUGGCUGACAAGACUUUCAAAAUCGCUGUUCUCCCCGGUGACGGUAUCGGUCCCGAGGUCGUGGCCGAAGCCGUCCGAGUUCUCGAGACCAUCACCGCCAACUCCGACCUCAAGAUCGAGCUCAAGAACUACGACUUCGGUGGUGCCGGUAUCGAUGCGCAGGGCGUCCCCCUUCCGGAUGACACUCUUGCGGCCUGUAAGGAGGCUGACGCUGUCUUGAUGGGCUCUGUUGGUGGACCCAAGUGGGGUGUUGGACCCGUCCGACCCGAGCAGGGUAUCUUGAAGCUCCGAAAGGAGCUCGGCCUUUACGCCAACAUUCGUCCCGCCAACUUUGCCUCUGAGAACCUCCUCAAGCGAUCUCCCCUCAAGGAGGAGACUGCCAAGGGUACCGACAUUAUCGUUAUCCGAGAGCUUAUCGGUGGUAUCUACUUUGGUGAGCGACAAGAGACCAACAAGGAGGGCGUCGCUUGGGACCAGUGUAUCUACUCCAAGUCUGAAAUCGAGCGUAUCACCCGUGUCGCUGCCCAGGUCGCUCUCGCUGCCGAGCCCCCUCUCCCCAUCACCUCUGUCGACAAGGCCAACGUCCUCGCUACCUCCCGACUCUGGCGAAAGACUGUCACUGAGCUCAUGGCCAAGGAGUACCCCCAACUCAAGCUUGAGCACCAGCUUGUGGACUCUGCUGCCAUGAUCAUGAUUGCCAACCCCCGAAAGCUCAACGGUGUCCUCUUGACCGAGAACAUGUUUGGUGAUAUCCUUUCCGACGAGUCUUCCGUCAUUCCCGGAUCCCUUGGUCUCCUCCCCUCUGCUUCCCUCGCUAGCGCCCCCGACCCCAAGUCUACCACCAUGGGUCUCUACGAACCCAUCCACGGUUCCGCCCCCGACAUUGCCGGCCAAGGCAUUGCCAACCCCAUCGGCACCAUCCUCUCCGCCGCCAUGCUCCUCCGCUACUCUCUCGGCCGUGGAAAGGAGGCUGCCCUCAUCGAGCAAGCCGUGCAAAAGGUCCUCGACAGCAGGGAGUCUGGCGGUUUCGACAUCCAGACCAAGGACCUCGGUGGUGAGACCAAGACGAGCGAGGUUGGAGACAAGGUUGUGGAGGUGUUGAAGGGCCUUUUGAGCGCCUAA